This is a messenger RNA of Papilio polytes (common Mormon), 1366 nucleotides long. RefSeq lists its product as uncharacterized. The record is from RefSeq and is a predicted model, not a curated record. The transcript has 6 exons. Lineage: Eukaryota; Metazoa; Arthropoda; Insecta; Lepidoptera; Papilionidae. Bases 164 to 1195 code for a protein of 343 amino acids.
UAUUUCUAGUACAACAUUGCAUUAGACUGCAAAAACAUGAGUGCGUUAAAGUGGCGAACUAAUUACACUUGUGUCGUACAGUUGUAUUGAUAAGGGACUAAGUGUGAAGGUAAUUUGGACAGUGAGUGUAUCGCAUACAAAGCUUAUAGCAGUAUCGAGUGGCAUGGAGGUGAUCCCUGCCGCGGGAAGCCGCAUCCUUGUGGCUAUUUUUGCCGCAAUUUGCUGGAGCGUAGGUGUUGGAGGACUUCACAAUUUAGAAAUCAAUGUGCCUAGCGCAGUUCUUCUAGAUGAAACUGUAACACUCGAAUGCAGCUGGCAAUUAGAAGAUGAAGAAGCAUUGUACAGCGUUAAAUGGUAUCGAGGGAAAGAAGAAUUUUACAGAUACAUUCCCAAAGAAUUACCACACACAAGAGUAUUCCCAUUACCAGGAAUCGAAGUUGACAUAUCCCGGUCGGGCGCACGGCGUGUGGUGUUGCAGCAAGCGACGCCAGCGAUGGCGGGCCGCUUUCGCUGUGAGGUGUCCGCGGACGCACCCACCUUCCACACGGAGAUACGCUCCGCUCCCUUAGAAGUUGUUGAACCUCCGGAAUGGGGACCGAAACUAGUCUCCGACCGGUCGUGGUACGGCGUCGGAUCAAAUCUGCGAGCUACGUGCGCCUCCCCGCCGUCUUAUCCCUCUGUAAAUCUCACCUUUGCACUUAACGGAGAGGAGAUUGACAUCGAAUCUAUAACACACGAGUUGCCACCAUGGUUCAAAUGGGAUCCACCGUUAAAAUCCGAAUCGACAACAACAGAGCGCUCUGACGAUGAAAUGAAUUUCAACGUUUUUCACGACGAAGAGAACUUGCAAUACUUAGAUGAGACGUACAUAAAUCUACAUAAGGAAGAGAUAAGGCGUCCUGCAAAGGAAAGUUUGAAGCCAAUAUUUGAGAGGACGGGGCCAGAUAAUAGAACCCCAACGGUCGGUGCGGUAUCGUUCGUCGUACGUACAGAAGCGUUCGAACGUGGCAGCCUCAGGCUUACCUGUAUCGCUAAUAUAUACAAUCUGUACGCAGCACGUACAGAAUUAAUAUUUGAUAUGGAGCAACCUGAAGUUGCUUCAGUCCUCGGAGUACGUAAUAGAAGCACAGUUCCGAGUUUCAUACAUCUUUGGCUGUUUGGUUUGCUGACAUUACUUUGGCUGAGCGGUCGGUAGUUUUAUUUAGUGCUAUAAUAAGGACAAACUUGUAAGUAAAUUAUAGGAGUUGAAAACGAAGAUUUCAAUACCAUAGUGUACAAAAAUUCUGGACAUAUCCGAUAGUAAUGGGUCAAAUAGAAAUUUAACUUUUAUUUAAAUUCCAAAAUAAUAUUGUAAAUAAAUAAAGUA